AUGGCUAAAGUCGUUGAGUUAGUGUUAAAUGAGCUACCAGAAAAGAAGGGUGAUCCGGGAAGCAUCUCGAUUCCUUGUCAAUUUGGAAACAUAAUUGCUACUCAGGCAUUGACCGAUUCGGGUGCAAGUAUUAAUCUAAUGCCAUAUUCUUUCUUCAAAAAGUUAAAUUUGUCGGAGCCAAAGCCUAUUAAUAUGAAGAUCCAUCUAGCAGAUAAGACAAUCAUUCGUCCAAAAGGUGUUUGUGAAGAUAUUCUCAUAAAGGUUGACAAAUUUGUAUUCCCCGUGGAUUUUGUAAUACUUGACAUGGAAGAAGACCCCAAAGGUCCAAUUAUUUUGGGGAGACCAUUUUUGAACACCGCAUGUGCAUUAGUAGAUGUAUGCGAGUCUACAAUAACAUUAAGGGAUGGGAGAUGA
Lactuca sativa (garden lettuce) is the source of this 414-nucleotide messenger RNA. RefSeq lists its product as uncharacterized. The record is from RefSeq and is a predicted model, not a curated record. Lineage: Eukaryota; Viridiplantae; Streptophyta; Magnoliopsida; Asterales; Asteraceae.